AUGUUAAACCGCGUCUCUGUCGCACUUAUAAAAAUGAGUCUCCCUAAGUCAUAUAAAGUGGACAUGCCACAAGAAAGGGUGGAAGAAAGGAAAUCCCAAAGGCAAUUAGCCCAUGUAGAAGAUCGACAUGAUGUGCUAAUUGCAGCGGACUACACAGAACAAUUUACCACAGACAGGGUUUUUGCUACUCGGGAUGAGCUUUUGGAUUGGGCUAAGAAUGUAGGAAAGCAACUAGGCUUUGUGAUCAUUAUUAGAAGGUCUGAUUGUGGGAGCAAGGGUCGUGGGAGUAAAGGCAGACAGUUAGCUAUUUUGGUGUGCGAGAUGAGCGUACGUGGAGACCACAACCAUGCGCCAGCUGAGACUCUGGUUGGCCAUGCCUAUGCCGGUCGCCUUACAAGUCAAGAAAAGGAUAUGGUGGGUAAAAUGGUUUACAAUAAAGUCAAGUCAGGUAACAUGUUGCUGGCAUUGAAGGAUGUCAACCCUCAGAAUCUGACUACCAUAAGGCAAGUGUACAAUGAGUGGAUGACACACAUUAGGGCCAAGAGGGGACAAUUGUCAGAGAUGCAGCACUUGAUGAGGUUGUUGGAGGAAGACAAGUACACGCAUUGGUCCAGAACUGAAGAGGGUUCCACGGUGAUCCGGUCCUUAUUAUGGGCCCAUCCAGUUUCCAUCCAACUGUUCAACCAAUUUCCUACUGUUGUCUUGCUUGAUAGCACGUACAAGACCAACAAGUAUAGGAUACCAUUGCUGGAGAUGGUUGGUAUGACAUCAGUUGGAUUCACAUACACCAUCGCUUUUGGCUACAUGUGCAAUGAGCGUGAACCUAAAGUUACAUGGGCACUUCAAAAACUAAGGGGGUUGCUACUUAGGGAGGAGGACAUGCCUAAAGUCAUGUGA
Molecule: messenger RNA, 897 nt
Organism: Lotus japonicus
Lineage: Eukaryota; Viridiplantae; Streptophyta; Magnoliopsida; Fabales; Fabaceae
Exons: 4
Coding region: 1-897 (298 amino acids)
Source: RefSeq, a predicted model, not a curated record